Molecule: messenger RNA, 2172 nt
Organism: Ipomoea triloba (trilobed morning glory)
Lineage: Eukaryota; Viridiplantae; Streptophyta; Magnoliopsida; Solanales; Convolvulaceae
Product: SWI/SNF complex component SNF12 homolog
Exons: 3
Coding region: 250-1896 (548 amino acids)
Biological process (GO): regulation of transcription by RNA polymerase II
Cellular component (GO): SWI/SNF complex; nucleus
Source: RefSeq, a predicted model, not a curated record
ACAGAGGUGAGAGGACUGACACAAAACCGAACUAGACGGCCGUGGGAGUAAACCCCAAGUCAGUGCUCCCUACCCGUUUCCUCCUGGAGUCGCUGACGACGACAACGACGAUUAGGAAGAAGUCAUCGACGAAGAACAACACGCACACGCUGUAAGAUUUUUGGCUUGUGUUUUAAAAAGGGCAGCUUCUUCUUUGGUGCCUGCCUAUGUGAGUUAUCUUUGGGACCUAUAAUAGUUUGUACAUUUCCGAUGUCCGCUAACAACAAUAACCCGCCAAAGAGCAUUGGGGUUUCCUCCCCCUUUGGAAAUUCCAUGUCUGUCAAUCCUGCAGCUCACCUUCAGUCUCAGCCCCAACCACAACAGCGAAUGCCAUCUGGUUUUCCGAAUCAGUUUCAGUUGUCCCAGCUCUCUGCAGCUCAUGCCCAAGCCAUUGCACAGGCACAAGCUCAGUCUAAGGCUCAGGCUCAUGCUCAAGCGCAAGUACAAGCUGCACAUGCUCAGUUUCAGGCACAGUUACAAGCUCAGGGUCUGUCCCUUGCUCCCCUUAGCCAGGCCCAUGCUGCUGGAAUUGCAAAUUUAGGCUCAUCCCCUUCUCUUCCAGGGAUUGGAAAUGCCAGUGUCAAAAGGUUUCCACAAAAACCACCCGUCCGUCCACCUGGCUUGUCAACUACUAACACAAUUUCUCCAAUGAGAACCAUGGACCUUUCUGCUGCUGCUCGUAAGAAAAAGCAGAAGCUUCCUGAAAAGCAAUUACAGGAAAGAGUGGCAGCAAUUUUGCCUGAAUCUGCUCUCUACACUCAGCUACUUGAGUUUGAGUCUCGUGUGGAUGCUGCACUUGCAAGAAAGAAAGUUGAUAUACAAGAUGCAUUAAAGACCCCUCCAUCUAUUCAGAAAACCCUUAGGAUUUAUGUAUUCAACACUUUUGCUAACCAGAUCCGGACUAUUCCUAAAAAACCCAAUGCUGAGCCUCCUACAUGGACUCUCAAAAUAGUAGGGAGGAUUUUAGAGGAAGGCAUGGAUCCUGAUCAAGCUGCUAUGUUACAGAAAUCAAGCUCUAUGUACCCAAAGUUUUCUUCUUUCUUCAAAAGAGUCACCAUUUCCCUGGACCAGAAACUCUAUCCUGAUAACCAUAUUAUAAUAUGGGACAGUGCUAGAUCUCCUGCUCUUCAUGAGGGCUUCGAGGUAAAAAGGAAGGGAGAUCAAGAAUUCACUGUGAAUAUUAGAUUAGAGUUGAAUUACUCGCCCGAGAAGUAUAAACUUUCACAACCUUUGACAGAAGUUUUAGGUAUUGAGGUUGAUACUCGUGCAAGGAUUAUAGCUGCAAUCUGGCACUAUGUUAAAGCUAGAAAGUUGCAGAGUGCUGAUGAUCCUUCAUAUUUCAAUUGCGACCCACUUCUUCAAAAAGUGUUUGGGGAAGGUAAGGUUAAAUUCACAGCAGUGACACAAAAGAUCACGCAUCAUUUGUCUCCUCCGCAGCCCAUUCAUUUAGAACACAGAAUUAAACUUUCUGGUAAUAACCCUGCUGGAAGUGCAUGCUAUGACGUGUUGGUUGAUGUGCCCUUCCCGAUACAGAGAGAAUUGAGUGCAUUGCUGGCAAGCACAGAAAAAACUAAAGAGAUAGAUGCCUGUGAUGAAGCAAUUUGUGCUGCUAUUAGGAAAAUCCAUGAACACAGAAGGAGACGGGCAUUCUUUCUUGGUUUUAGCCAAUCACCUGUUGAGUUCAUUAAUGCUUUAAUUGAUUCCCAGGGUAAGGAUCUCAAGCUUGUUACUGCAGAAGCUAGUCACAAUGCUGAGAAAGAGCGUCGAUCAGAUUUUUACAGCCAACCCUGGGUUGAAGAUGCUGUUAUUCGCUAUCUGAAUCGCAAACCAAUCACUGAUGCCCCUGGGAGCUCAUGAAUUUUGAGGAUUACAAGCUGUGCUUUGGACAAGGAUGGAUGGAUGGAAGUGUUUUGCUAGAUUCUACACGUUCACGAUCUCAACAUUGGUUUGGAAAAGCAAGGAUGUGGUUGAUCUUUGCACAUUGCUGUCAGGAAAUCAUGUACGGGGUGAUGUUCAAGCAUUUGCUGUGGUUGAUGCUGUAUGGCUGUUGGACACAAUAGGAGUGUACUUUAACUUAGUAUUGACUUCAAACUUCAAAUAUAAUCAAAUUAGAUCUGUUCUGGAUGCUUUGAA